GUCCGUGCCAGCCGUCACCACGGAGACUAACGGGGUUCAGGUUGUGAUGACGGGCAUCCCCAGGGUGGCGUCCCCCUGUCGGGAGAAGGCACCCGUCCACAUCGACGUGGGAGGGCACAUCUAUACAUCCUCCCUGUCUACACUCGCUAAGUACCCGGAGUCCCGUCUUGGCCGGUUGUUUAACGGUAGCGAGCCGAUCGUGUUGGACAGCCUGAAACAGCACUACUUCAUCGACCGUGACGGAGAGAUGUUCGGCUUCAUCCUCAACUACCUCCGCACGGGCAAGCUCCUGCUGCCGGACGACUUCGGCACGUUCGACAACCUUUACGAGGAGGCACGGUUUUUCGAGAUCCAUCCUCUGGUCGCCGACCUGGAGAAAUGGCGGGAAGGGAAAUACUACAACAAGAUCUGUGACGUCAUCGUGGUACACGUCAGUCCCGAGCUCGGCGAAAGGGUGUGUGUCAGCGGGGAGAGAGCGUUGAUUGAGGAACUGUUUCCGGAGGUCAGUGGUGCUGUGUGCAACUCUGCGCACGCGGGAUGGAACCAUGACGCACACCAGGUCAUCAGGUUUCCGCUCAACGGAUUUUGCAGUCUCAAUUUCGUGCAAGUGUUGCAGAGGAUGUUGCAGAAUGGACUGAGGAUUCGUGCAUCGUGCGGAGGGGGUGUCGAGAACUCCCAGUUCAGCGAGUACGUGCUGUUCCGUGAACGGAGAGUCCCCCCUGUCAAAAUAAAGGAAGAGCCCAUCGAAGACUGAUACAAACCGCCUAAACGUGAGAGAAUAUCCGCGGGGAGUGACAAAACCAUUCUCAAAAUUCCUGUCCAAAAAUAGCUCAGUCACCCUUGAAUAUGGAAAUUCCUAAUAAGUUUUAACGAGUUGCUAUAUGUACAUUUCAAAACAUUCGUUGUAGUAAAUUUUGAUCGAAUGUCAAAUGGACUAAAAAAACACCAUUCCACUAGGGCGGCGACCGAACGUUCAGAGUGCUCAACAGUUCAACAAAGUUCAUAGAUUUCAAAAGACACAUCUUUUGUGCGAUUUGCUCUCUUUUUACUCUUUUCAUAUUGCAAUUAUGAAAUAAAUGGUCGCACAAAUCCAAUUUAGGUCGUAUAGCGGUCGUAGCGCGAUCGCCGUCUAGUUGAGUGGGGGCCUUGCCUUUCUCCGUGUACAUGUUGUGCAGUAAAGGACAUACACAACCUAACCCUUGUUCACCGUAGAGUAACCUAUAUCCGUUCUCGAAAACAGCGUAUUUAGGGGUAUCAAGUCGACGGAUGGUACAAUAUUUUGAAAAUAACUUCAGUAUUUUAAUUAAAGAUAUUGCAAUUUGAAAUCACUUUCUGCUUACUUGAUAUCCCUAAAACCCCGUUUUUAAGAACAACGAAUAUAGGUUAUUCCACGGAUAAAGAUGAACUAGGGUUAUAUACGCUGACACUGAUAUAGCCGGAUUUCGGAGAGGCUUCAGAGUCUUUUUUAUCGUUAAGAGAACAAAUUAAAUUCAGCAGCUAUAGUAGGGGCGUUCACUAGUCCGAAUACGCAUGCGCAGCUAAAUGAAUUGUGGGUAAUAUGUCAAAGGUGAAUGUCACUUACUUGUUAACAGUUUUUGCCUAGGCGAUUGUCUCGAUUUGCAUAACAAUAUCCAGACGUAUUAGGUAUAUGUUUUAGGGGCCAUGACCUUUGACUUGUUACCCACAAUGCAUGUCGCUGCGCAUGCGUACUCGGAAUGAUGAAUGACGUCAUAGGUUUGGCCACCAAGCUAUUUCAGUAGAAUAACUCUUACUUUGUCAUAUGGUAGAUAUAUAUUUCUGUUUCACAUGUAUUGUGUAUAAACUUAAUCUGUACAAAACCCUCUCACAAUAUUCUAAAAAGACGAACUUUCGGGUUGUAUUCUGUACAUCUAAAACUAUGUCAUCUUUGAAAUGUCAAUGAUGUUUUCAGUGAUAACCGUCAAUUAAUGAGCCACAAGAAAGUUUCGCAGUAUUUUAUGACUAACCCGUCAAGAUAUAAUUCUAAAAUGACAUAUAAUGGCAAUAUUUGUAUAUGUACAUAAUGUAAGCCUGUAGUGUUCUAUUAGUCUGUAUUUAUUUGUAUGUUGCUUGUUGGGCUAUACCAUCUCACGGAUUCAUGAGGGGCGCAACCACAUUUUUUGAGUGAUUAAUACUUUGCGCUUUUGCCGUGAGACCAAGAAUAUGAAGUUAUGCUAGGAUAAAAUUCAUUUAUCUUAAUAGUCAACGAAACAUUUUCCCAAGCAUUUGAAUUUUUCUUGUAACUCUAAGACAUGUCACCCCCGAAUCUUGAAGGUGGAGUAGCCCAUACAGAUAAAGCUUCGAAGUGCAAGUGCUCCGCGUAUUUGUGGAGACAGUGAGUGUACGUGUGAAGUUAUUUGUAAGGCGAUCAGAGCUCUCUCGCCAGCGGGUAACAUCGCACGAGGUACCGCCAAAGUGCCAAGAAGUCGAGCUUGUGUACCAAAAAGCUCGCCGAACCAAAAUGACCCUAGAUCCAAUACCGAAUCGCCGUGUAUUUUGUCAUGUGUGGAAAAAUACAAAUUAAAGAAAAAUAAGCCUA
Messenger RNA from Branchiostoma floridae (Florida lancelet), 2557 nucleotides. RefSeq names its product BTB/POZ domain-containing protein kctd15-like. The record is from RefSeq and is a predicted model, not a curated record. Gene Ontology annotation, biological process: protein homooligomerization. Gene Ontology annotation, molecular function: protein binding. Lineage: Eukaryota; Metazoa; Chordata; Leptocardii; Amphioxiformes; Branchiostomatidae.